CAAAGCGGGUAGGAAAAGAAACCAACACACCGGAAGCUGUAACGUCACAGCGUGACGUCGUGGCGGUUGACGCCUGCUUAUGACUUGCGAAAUGGAGAAAGGAGCUGUACGGAAAAAACAACAAGCCUCCUUAUUUGAGGAAUUUGUAGUUCAAUAAAAGAAGAACAUCAAGCAGCGGGGCCACGCCGACCACAGCCGGCUGGAGACUAACGUUGCCACAUCGGCCGACAUUUUCCCCGAUGAAAUGCAGCACUCAGUAGGAUGAUCAGCAAUCAAGAAGAGGAUGAAUUUGUUGCAGUGCGGGUCCAAGAUCCCCGCAUGCACAACGAAGGCUCCUGGAAUUCCUAUGUGGAUUAUAAAAUAUUUCUACAUACCAACAGUAAAGCCUUCACGGCGAAGACGUCCUGUGUGCGUCGGCGCUACAGUGAAUUUGAAUGGCUCAAGAAGAAGCUUCAGAAGAACGCUGGUUUGGUGCCGGUCCCAGACCUUCCAGGAAAAUCCUUCUUCUCCUUCAGCAAUGAGGACUUCCUGGAGAGGAGAAGGAAAGGACUUCAGGCCUUUUUGGACAGCGUGGUGAAUAUGACAGUAUGUCUGUCAGACAGCCAGCUCCACCUCUUCCUGCAGACUCAGCUGCCAGUCGGUCACAUCCAGGACUGUGUGCAGGGCCACACUCCGUACACUGUGACGGAGGCCAUCCUCACCUACGCCUCGUCCAAUCGGGGCCUUGCUCAGGCUCUGGAGGACAAUUCCAUCAAAGAACCGAGUUUGACCGUUUCGUAUGAGUCCAUGGAGAGCCCAGCUCCUCAUCAACCCACCUCCUGCAUGCAACCUAAAGAGACCUUCUGCCCUGAGCUUUUGUCUUGUGGCGACCCUGACCCUCUAGACGACUUAUUGGACGUCUGUAAUAAGGACACAGUUGAGUUUCAGCACAAGGAGAAAUCCUCAGUGAAGGUCCUCCAGAAGAACAACCACUUAGAGGCCGUUUUCGAGGACUGCUCCCCGUCAGAGGUGACCUUUUUCCUGGGUGACAGCCAGGAUGUCCCUGAGAGCCUCAGCCUUACAGAACAGACCCAGCAGAGGAGCUGUCAGAUACAGACACCAGUAGAGGUGCACUUGCCCAUGGGGGCUGACUUUGAGGAGAAAUGUGGGGUGGACAGCUUGCUUGAGGAGGAGUGUUCAGUCAGAGAGGAGAGCACUGUGACAUUAGAUACAGAAGAACAGAGUCGUCCUCGUUCAGACACAGAGGAGAAGGCUGAAAGUUCUGAAGAGGCAAAAAUAGAGAAGUUUGACUGUGAGCCAGAAAAAUGUGUAAAUUCUGUAUUAACUUUAGAUUUUAAGGAACAGGGACCAGAAAGUGAAGCUGGAUCUCAGCAGGAAGUUCUUGACGUUGUCUGCUCUGAGAAGCAGGUUUUAGAAAUUCAUGCAAUGUCUGAAGUUAAUGGUCAUGACCACGUUGUUAGCUCCGAGGUUCACACUGAAGAUGUCAGCUGUCCGGAGGAGUUUAAGAGCUCAGACGGACAGAAAGAACCAGACGACGAAAAAAGUGAUGAAUCUGAGAGCAAAGAGGAGACGACACUUGAGUCAGAAAUCCAUGAAGAAGACAUUGUUGAACAAAUGGACCAAGUCGAACAGGAAGUGGAUGUGGUCAGGACCAAAGAUGACAGCAAUGAGGACAGCCACUCAUCUUCCAAUGAGAGCAUCGUCAAGGUCAGCGAUGAAGAAAGCGUGUGUGACGAGACCGAGGACUCUUUCCAGGCUGCAAACGGCUACAUGAAGACGUCUCCUGAGGAGGUCACUCACUGGUCAGAAGUAGAAGUCUCCAGCAGAAACAUUUUGGACCUACACAUGAACAGAUGCUCUGUGGAAAAACAGGACAUUUCCGCCCAGGAGGACGAAGACGUGCAAUACAUAACUGACAUCAGUGACUUUAGUAAAUCUCUGGACCUUAACUCGACUGUAACCGGUGGAGAUUUGACUGAAAAUAGUGACUUUAGAAUCUUAGAGAGCAGCUGCACGCCUGGCUUGGCUGAUAGUAAAUGCACAGAGCAGGAAACCUUGUCCUUGCUGUCUUUGGACGCCUCAGAGGAGACUCAUGAGGUGGAGGUACAUUAGUGACAGCUGAAUGGCACCACAUCGCAGAACCCAGAAAAUGGAUAGUGGAAGUUGUCGUCUGCCAAAGACACAUUCGAUCACACACACACACACACACACACACACACA
Epinephelus fuscoguttatus (brown-marbled grouper) is the source of this 2220-nucleotide messenger RNA. RefSeq names its product sorting nexin 11 (gene snx11). Gene Ontology annotation, biological process: intracellular protein transport. NCBI's taxonomy places the organism in Eukaryota, Metazoa, Chordata, Actinopteri, Perciformes, Serranidae. The transcript has 7 exons. Bases 262 to 2112 code for a protein of 616 amino acids. Gene Ontology annotation, molecular function: phosphatidylinositol binding. The record is from RefSeq and is a predicted model, not a curated record.